Messenger RNA from Plasmodium coatneyi, 1396 nucleotides. RefSeq lists its product as uncharacterized. Lineage: Eukaryota; Apicomplexa; Aconoidasida; Haemosporida; Plasmodiidae. The transcript is spliced from 8 exons. The record is from RefSeq and is a predicted model, not a curated record. Bases 341 to 1396 code for a protein of 351 amino acids.
AAAUGUAAUGAUAAAAAAAAAAAAAAAAAAGAAAAUACGGAGAAUUGUACUAAUGUAAAAACAUGGCAACAUUGAAAAUUUUAAAAAUACAAAUUUCAAGUUAAGAUCCCCCAGUUGUGUUUCCCCCCUUCUGUGUGUAAACUGGCCUUCUCACCGUUGUCUUUUUAUUUGAUCUAUUUUAUUUUUUUUUUUUUUUGAAUCUGUUAGUACGUCUCGACGCUUUGCGCUUGCUCACUCUGUUCAUUAAGCACUCCUCUUCCAAUCACGAUAACCGGCUUGCAUUCCCACUGACCUCGCAACUAGAACGACCCAAACCAAUUUCUGUGCAUACACUAAUAAAAUGUCAUUUCACUCUUUCAAAGCAUGGUAUCUGACAUUCCUAUAUUUUUAUUUUAAAAUACAAAUUGAGUGUCAUGUGGAUGAUCCGAAGUGGCCAGAAUGUGACGUGUCCAUCGAUACGGCAAUUUGUAUUAACAAUGGGCAAAAGAUCCUGUUGCCGGAGGCAAAACCAUAUGGCAUCUCCGCGCACAUAAACUUCGACAGCAUAUCUGCAGUAGACGCAACUGGCAACAGAAACCAUGCCGUGGGGAACUUUUUCGCCUCCACUGGAUUUGGCGGUAUCGGAAACUCUUCCCUGUUUAGGAAAAAUUAUAUUUACAUUCCCCAUUCGGACGAGUAUUUCAAAACGGUCGAUUUUUCCUACACCUUUUUUAUCUACCUACUGGAGGAUGAAUUGUCCAUAAAAAACAACGUAGAAGAAAUGUUUUGCCCCGUAAUCCACAAGGGAAUCAUAAAAGACAAAAUCCAGGAAUCCUCUCCAGCUAUAUUAAUAAAUGCAAAGAAUGGACGAAUUAAAAUCGUUUUGAGCACCUCCUUUAGCACGAACUCGGCCGGAGAAGAAUUUUUGAGCAAUUUCAAAUUAAGGCGUCACCAGUGGUAUCACAUUGCAGUUGUCAGACACAUAAACCACGUAAGACUCUUCGUGAACGGAAUCCUGGACUCAAGUUUUCUAACCGAAGGUCGGAUAACAAAAACGAACAACUUUCCGAUAUACAUAGGGGGGGCACCAUAUUCAGUAGAGUCUUGUGACUUUCCCUUCUUACUGGACGAAUUAAAAGUUUAUAAUUUGAGCAUCGGAGUGGACCACAUUCAGAGUGAAGCGGCAGCAACCCUAAACGGAGUAGAACCAUCUUUCAUCUACUUUGGUUGUUUCCAUUGCGAUAUUAACAAUGCUAUUUUGUCUUGUCCGAAUAAUUAUCAUUUGUGCAAUAAGGUGGAACUAUACAUAGGGGUUUACAAUGUCAUGAGGAAAUUCUCCCUAAAUAUAAAUAACCUUAUAUUGCCCUUCUCCCCCGAGAAUCACACGGGCAUAGGUGUGUGCUGUGCCGAUAUAUGA